Molecule: messenger RNA, 1102 nt
Organism: Apaloderma vittatum (bar-tailed trogon)
Lineage: Eukaryota; Metazoa; Chordata; Aves; Trogoniformes; Trogonidae
Gene: UPB1
Product: ureidopropionase, beta
Exons: 9
Molecular function (GO): beta-ureidopropionase activity
Source: RefSeq, a predicted model, not a curated record
GGAAGGAGAACAUCUCAUCUUGAAAUGUCUUUGUUUUCCUGUUCAAUCUAGAAAACUUAAUUUGCCAGCCACUGCUCUGUCAGCAGCUCAGGAAAGAGGUUUUGAGCUACAGGGCUAUGGAUUUGAAGCUGCUCCAGAGCAACUGAGAAGGCCACGUGUCGUUCGAGUAGGACUGAUACAAAAUAAAAUUCCGCUUCCCACUGACACGGCCGUGGCAGUCCAGGUGGCAGCACUGCACAGACGAAUUGAGGAGAUUGUGGAAGUAGCUGCAAUAUGUGGGGUCAACAUAGUUUGUUUCCAGGAGGCUUGGACCAUGCCCUUUGCUUUUUGUACAAGAGAGAAGCUUCCUUGGACUGAAUUUGCUGAGUCAGCAGAGGAUGGACCAACAACAAAAUUCUGUCAAGAGCUGGCAAAGAAAUACAAUAUGGUUGUGGUAUCUCCAAUCCUGGAGCGAGAUGAAAUACAUGGGGGAACUCUGUGGAAUGCUGCAGUGGUCAUUUCUAAUUCUGGAGCUGUCCUUGGCAAAAGUAGGAAAAAUCACAUUCCAAGAGUUGGAGAUUUCAAUGAGUCUGCUUACUAUAUGGAAGGAAAUACAGGACACCCGGUGUUUCAGACACAGUUUGGAACAAUUGCUGUGAAUAUCUGCUAUGGGCGCCAUCACCCUCUGAACUGGCUCAUGUUUAGUAUAAAUGGAGCAGAGAUAAUCUUUAACCCUUCAGCCACUAUUGGAACACUCAGCGAAUCACUGUGGCCGAUUGAAGCAAGAAAUGCUGCCAUCGCUAACCACUGCUUUACAUGUCCCAUCAACAGGGUAGGAACGGAAUACUACAAAAAUGCCUUUACUUCUGGAGAUGGUGGAAAAGCACACCAUGACUUGGGCCAUUUUUAUGGCUCAAGUUACGUAGCUGCACCAGAUGGCAGCAGGACCCCAGGACUCUCUCGCACUCAGGAUGGACUUCUGGUGGCAGAGAUGGAUCUAAAUCUUUGCAGGCAAGUCAGUGACAAAUGGAAUUUUAAGAUGACGGGUAGAUAUGAAAUGUAUGCAGAGAAGCUCACUGAAGCCGUCCAGCCUUAUUUUAUGCCCAAUAUAAUCAAAGAGUAA